AAUUUUUCCUGAGCAGGGUGGCACAAUUUGAUUCUCUCGUAUCCCUUGAAGUUCCUCCGCUUCUCUCUAUCAACCUAUACCUUCUCCCACAGACACUACUAUCCUCAAAAUGGCUUCAAGACUCCAACUCCCUCUCCGAUUUGCACAAUUAGCUUCACCCAUGGUGGUUCUAGGCCUCUCAAUCUAUGGUAGAUUUCCCUUCCGUAACCGGUUGUUCGACAAGGGAAAUGAGAUGAAGAAUUCGUUACCUCCCAAACUAUCAAAUCCUCUGUUCCUUCCUCGACUGAAGUCAACUUCCUGAUAUCCGCCCCAUGAUUUUCGACGAUCAUGACUCUAUAUAUUGAACUUGUCCACAAAUUCGCUCCAAACGGCAAGUAUCUCGUUCAUAAAUAUCAGUUUCGAAUCUUAGAAGCAUCCAGGCCUACUUACAACCUAUUGAAAACUCAUCCACAUCUUCCACGCCUGAUCUUCAGCACCGAAGGUACACUCUCACUGUUUUAUCCGGGAGGAUUCAUCGCCCUCGCAGUAUUCUUGUCCAAGAAUCCGGCCUGUAUGGGGACCACGUGCAUAGCAUCUCAAGCAGACGCCGUGUUUGCUACUCUCAGCUACGUGCUAUGGGCAGCUUCUGCCACGCUCCAUGGGAUUGAGAUCUCGAACUUUGAAAGAGAGUGGAGCUGACGGAUGAUAUGAUGAGAAAAUUGUUGUGGAGGUUUGAGGGAUUAGCGCAUGAAUUGGAGUCUGGAUUAU
Messenger RNA from Hyaloscypha bicolor E, 747 nucleotides. RefSeq lists its product as uncharacterized. Lineage: Eukaryota; Fungi; Ascomycota; Leotiomycetes; Helotiales; Hyaloscyphaceae. The transcript has a single exon. The record is from RefSeq and is a predicted model, not a curated record. The coding region runs from base 328 to 678 and encodes 116 amino acids.